This is a messenger RNA of Pocillopora meandrina, 16071 nucleotides long. NCBI's taxonomy places the organism in Eukaryota, Metazoa, Cnidaria, Anthozoa, Scleractinia, Pocilloporidae. The record is from the annotation of a GenBank genome assembly.
AUGGCAAGUGAGCCUCACGAGUGGCCUCAAGGUUAUGGAUAUCAACAACCACAGCAACCUGUCAUUCAACAACAACCAGGUAAAUCGAAACAACCUCACAGCUUUUCCAGGAAAUGGUGUACUUUCAAACGUUCGAUGAAAUAACGCUUUCUGUGAAAUACUAAUGUUGCUCACCACCAGUUUAGAUGUUAAGACAGAACGACCUGACAACACCCGCCAAAAUUUGCAAGUGUUCUGAGGAAAGCUUCACCGCAGCUUGCCCGCCGCAACCUCAGCUCAACUCCAGCUGUAAGCUUGUUACACAGCUACAGGAACUUUUCCUUGACAGAUUCGCUGAUGAUAAUCUUUAAUUUCGAUGCAUUUGUAGAAUUAAAAGUUUUUUAUCCAUCAUUACGUUGCCAAUGCUUAAUUCACGAGAAAAAAAUUGAUUUUGCAAUUUUUGAGCGUAGGGGUCCCCGGACAAAUGAGUUGGAUGCCUGCACCUCAAGUGCCAAUGGGCUGCCCUCAAGGACUGGAAUAUUUAUCGGCCGUCGAUCAAAUACUGAUUCAUCAACAGGUCGACCUUGUCGAAGGUAGCUUUGUAGCUAAGUGAUUCAUUCAAGCACGAGUUUACGCUAAACCACAACAACCGUUGACCGAAACUUAUUCUGAGAGUCAGAGAAGCCUAGGUGUUCUGACUGAAAGGAAAAAAAAAAGAUGGAGAAAGAUGAAAUUAGAUAGCUUCUGCACCUGCUGAAUCGAAAAUUAGUCACUGUAUGUAAUGUUAAUUACCUUGAAUCAAAGCAGUCCUUGUCACCCGACAUGUCAUCUUAUAAUUCUGGAACCAAACAUUAUCUGAACCUGUUCUUGAUAUGAGUCAUAUUGAUCUUAGUUCUUCAUCUUUUUAUUUCAAAGUUUUGACUGGAUGUGAAAGAACUAAUAAGUACAGGAUUUGCAAUACCAUGAGUCAACAAAUAUACUUUGCUCUUGAAGGUAAACAUAGCUCUGUAUUUUUUUUUUUUGUUUCUUAGCUACCAAGUUUAAUAAUACCAAAUGUAACACAUCUUAGUAGAAAAUGGGGCGUCACCUGUUGGAAUUUUGUUGGGGUGGAAAGAGCCACAGGGCCUAGAAACCUUGACCCCAUGUUAAGAAAAAAUCUAUCAUUUUCUCCUCCAUGAUUUAAGUCAACUCAUUGAAUGCCUAAGAGAGUGGGAGGGGUAUUCCUAGUGAUUGGCUAGUGGGGAUGUAGCCCUACAUGGCCUCCCAUUUUCACAACUGAAUUGAAUAUAAUCAGGGUUUGCAUUUUCAGUAGAGUUACUAGAACAAAGUAGCACAUUUUUAGGAUUUUUGGGUAAGAAGAUUCUGGUAAGUAAGGAUAUAAAAAGGGAAAAAUCUAGAGGUAUUUCAAGCUGUUGUAGAUUCAUAUACAGAAAGUGACCAAGUUAAGAUUAGGAAAAUCACAGUUGCCCAAAAGUGACUAAGAUUCCAAGAGGCAGGGAUACAAAUCAAGCAAAAAUUGACCCAAGUCCCCAACCCCCUUAGUUUCAAGAACCAGAAAACAAUUCCCUAUUUACCUGCAGCUCAUACUUGUUUAAGCUCACCCUGAGACUAAUCAGGAACUAAGUAUCUCGAUCCAGUUUAACCCUUAACUCCCAGAUCAAAUUUGUCAUUCUCCUUACUGUUAACUAUACAAUUUCUGUUUGUUCAGAGAAUUUAGUAUUGGAUCAACUAAUUAUCGUAUUUACUUGUGUAUAAGUCAACCCCCCAUUUUCAAGAUCAAAAAUCGGAUUUUUCAUCAUUUCUAGUCAAAGAAGUUAAUCUCUUAUUUCUGAAAAUGUAUUGAAAAUACAGGGAAUUCAAAAAAAUGCAGAGCAAAAUGUAACCGUAUGCUGUGAAGUUUAUUAGCACUUGUUGAUAUCACCACUGGAGAAGUAUUAUACCAUAUUUUAUAAAUCACAUUUAAAAUGAAAUCUUCUUGCAUUUAAAUAACUUUUAUCUUGAUGUUUUUGAAAGGAGAUUAAUUAGCCCGAAGGUCAGUACUAAAGUACCUUGAUAAGGAUCACACAUUACAAUUAAGACUGCGUGAGCCAGCUCACUAAGCCACUGUAAUCAUUCAAUGAAAACAAAAGUUCAGCACCAUAAACUGCAGCGAAGCUGCUGGCAAAAAAGUCUACUCUACAGUCCAAAGACACAAUAGAAAUCAGCUCCAGUAGCCUUUCGUUAAGCCACUUAAAAUUUAUUAUUUCAAACUUUUUUGUUGAUGAAGAAUGUGCUAAAAAUUGACGAAACUCGAACACAAUUAGAACUGGUUUUAUAAACUCGGUUUUCCUAAUGGACUUCAGGUGAUUGUUAUGCUAAUUUCUUGGAUUGCUUGGGUCAGGUCUUUGUGUAUGACUUAUGUGUAAGUCAAGGGUGAUUUUUUGGGCUGAUUUUUUAAUGGGUCAUAAAAGAUCGACUUAUAUGUGAGUAAAUACAGGUAUCCCCAAAUUGAUAUUUUUCUUUAUUCUCAUCACUUAUCUAGUUGCUAUAGUGUAGAUGUUGUAAGGAGAAAUUCUGUCUUGGUCACUCAUAGGAGUAAAAGGGUUAACUCUGUUGUCUUGUCAGACACAGACUGCUGUACUCGACAGUGCUGUGGUCCAGGUCGUCCAUUUGAGAUGAGAAUUGUUGAUAACAUGCAAAGAGAAGUGAUGCACCUCUCUCGCCCUGUGCGGUGCCAGUGCUGUUGGUGGCCCUGUUGUCUUCAAGAGAUUGAAAUACAAGCCCCUCCUGGAACAGUCAUAGGCUAUGUGCAGCAAAAGUGAUGAUAUAAAAUUUAAUAUUUUUUUCUCUCAGCUGAGAAAUUAAAUCAUGGUCAUAAUAACUAAACUGGUAGUUACACAAGUUUUAAGGAAACCCCUGUGACUUUGUUAUUGAAUCCAUCAUGGAUAAUAAAUAAUAUUCCUUACCUGCCUGAAUUUGAAGGUAUGAUGUAAGUCACAGCCAUGGAGAAAAUUCAUGCAUAAUGGGCAAUGAAAAAUCCCUCUGUGUAGAAAUAAUUGAUAUUUUUAGGAGCCAAACUUAAAAAUAUAGAAAGGUCAUUGUUCAGCUUUUAUUGGUGCAAUGCACAUACUGCAUUCCAGACUAGAUUGUCUGUUGAAAUUUGCAUUAAUUUAUCUUGGUAUAAUUCAUCCUGGCUUUCAAGGCUUAAAUUUUUAGAAUAAUUGUCCUUGGAGUUGAAGCCAGUUCAGUCUCACAUUAUCAAUAGCCUGACACAAGAUGAAAUUUAAACCAACUGUCAAUUGAUCAUAUCAGAGAUAUUCCCUUACCAAAAUUAAGUACACUUUUAGUAUACUAUUUCUGUAAUCAAAGUGUACUGCAAAUAAGUUACACAAAGUAUACUUUCAGUAGACUUGAAGUAUAGUUUACAGAGCUACUAAAAGUAUACUUGUAGUAUACUUGUUCCCACUGAAAUUGGAACACCCAAAAGUAUACUUGAAGUAUACUUGAAAGGUACUGAAAAUUUUGCAGUGCACUUCAAGUAUACUUCAUGAGUAAAACCACUAGUGGCAAACUGACAAGUACAGUAUACUUAAAGUAUACUUUAAGUAUACUUAGAGUGUAUUCAAGAUAUUAUAAAUGAAUGGCAUACAUACCUGCAGCCAGGUAAAUUAAUAUGCACGAAGAGGCAUGCAACCACUAGUUCAUACGGCAUAUAUUCAGCUGUAUUAUAUACUUGGCCGAGUCAGAUAAGCAUUCAAGCAAAAGUAUGAAAUUCAUGUCUUUAAUUUAUUUGGUACAACUGACCAUGACAAAUAACCUAAAAUUUGUACAAUAGACUGCUUCUAAAUUGUCUUUUGAUGCAAAAAUAUAUAUUUUAAAAUGAAAUCCAUCAUUGGAUUAUUUCAUAAAUUUUAACAAUAAAUUCCAUGCAAAUUAGAACUGACUCUCACAAUGUUGGGAUACUUAACAAAAACUAUUCAUUGUUUUAAAACGAAGAAUAUCUGUAAAAUGGACUUCAUCAUUCAAUCAUGUAAAACAGAAACAAAUUUCAUGAAAAUCAGCAAUGUCACUUACAAUGUCUCUAGUUGGGAUUAAAGCCAAUAAAAAAAUGGUUGUUGUAAAAUGUAACAAUCAAAAAAUUGACUUUGUUAUUUAAUAAUUAGAGAAGCAAGCAAGCCUUUGUGCAAAUCAUAAUAGAAAAUAGUCUAUCUACUGAGUAUCCAAUCAUAUCAUUUUAAUUAAUCUUAAUUCAAUCGAUUCAAUUGUUUACUUUCCUGGCAGGUUGCCAACCACUUGCCCUUGUGGUUAGAGAACUAAUUUUAUUUCUCAGGGCUUGCUUGAUUGUAGAGGCCUUCCCCCCUUGCUUUACCACAAAAUCUGCAAAGAAAAAGAAACACAGGAGCUUAACUUUUUAGACUUAUGCAUGACAACAAGGUUGUGUUACUUUGGAAAGACUCAUACCACGAUCAAUAAUCCGAGAUCACUUAGAUCAAAGGAACUUCUGAAUACUUGCUUGGAGUUGUUUUCCUCACUUGUUUUAUAUGGAUUGUCCCAAAGUUUUUUUACAAGGCUGAUCCCUGAGAAAGUCAUGUUGAUCAACAUGUACAAGUGUACAGAUUCCCAAUAGUAAUAAAAUGACAAAAACACCAAAUGCAAUGUACUUACCCAAAAUUGAGGAAACAAUGUCAGCAUUUAAGCCCUCUCUGGCAUUUGCUCCGGUCAGAUUCUUUCCCACUAGCUCAGAAUUUUUAUAAAAGCAGCUGAGCAGGAAACAUGCUGCUGAAGUUGGGCUGUUUUUACUCUUGGCUGUGUUUAUGUGAUCCUCGUAUAAGUAGACACCUCUACCUUUUGAUAACUCAACCAUCUAAAAAGGACACACAAAUUUAACCAUAAAGUUUUCAUAACAAUCAUGUCAUGUUUUUAAUGUUAAAUCGAAGGAAGGCUAUGGUGAACAUUUGAAUUUUGAAAGUGCAUGACCACUAAGGCAGUGAAAGCACUUUCAACUGAUUCCCUGCACAGAAGUUUUCAAGUAGUCCCUCCUACAAUAGCCAUGUAAGAAAUUAUUUAAAACUCUAAACAAACUUAGUCUACAUUGCAUUUGAUUGUCAGAUAUGCCUCUUAAGCUCUAAUAAUAAAAAAUAUAUAAAUUCGAUAACUUAAGCUUCACAAUCUAAUUGCCAGGUAUUAAGCCUUAAAGCAUUUACCUUGAAGCGUGCUGCCACAAUCUCAGGGACUUUCCCAGGUCUGGGUAGCUCUUCAUAACAACCAUUCACUACAACAGAUAAAUGGAUUACAUCAUAGCUUUAAUUACCUAGCUAACAUGGGAAGAUUAAAUGUAGCAAUCAAUCAGUGGGUCAAUCUGCUUGACUGUCACCAGUAUUUUAAUUCAUAUAAGUAUGUAAAUGUGGAAAGAUACUCUUCCCUUCAAAAUAAUAUUCAUAUCGUAAUACAAGCAUCACUAUUUGAAACACAAUAAGAUGCAUCAUUAAAAUACAAUUUGCAAGAGUUGUAGCCUUAUUAAAGUGCUUUAAAAUGGUUUAUUCCCUACUUUCAGAGUUAUUGUAAAAUUAUACAAGAUAGACUAUGAUCAACUGGUAUCCGUCUUUCCCCUCACAAUUAGUCAAUCCAAUGAGAAGCAAAAGGAAAAGCAGACAGGAAAAUGCCCUGCAUUUUCUAUCUUAUCAUUAAAUAUGUGAGUGCUAGUCAUGUAAAAAGUGAGAUAUAAUUACCUUGAGCCUUGAGUUGAGAAAUUUCUUGAUUUUGUGCAGCUAUGAUUUCCUUGUACUCCUCACAUUUUUGGCAGCUGUGGUGGAAUGUGGACCUUGGCUUUUUUCCACCCACAGUUGGUCUUGGAGGAAGUUGUGGUUGACUCUGGGAGAAAUCCCUGGGUCUUUUUCCACCAACUGUUGCUCUUGGGGUUUGUAAAGCUGGUUUGGCAGAGUUGGAAGGGGGAGGAAGAGAGAGGGGGGGAUGAAGGUAAGAUGAACAUUCGGAUAUAAUAUCUCUUCCACCAAAAUAUUCAUCAUCAUCCAUGGGUUCAGCCCUGUCAACAUUAUACUCCUCUUCAUCAGAUAAAUUGGUAAAUGGCUGCUUGCUUUCGACAUCUAGAUUUCUUGCUAAAGAGUUCAUCUCUGCAAGUAUGCAGUUAUCCCUUUCCAUCAAAGCAGCUCUUUCCUUUUCUUUUACAGCCUUUUCCCUUUCCUUGUUUUCCUUAGCCUUUUGUUGUUCUACUCGUUUCUUCUGUCGUUCUGCUUUCUUUCUUGCAAUUUCUUCCCUAUCCACCAUUUCUUUUUUGUGUGGAUUCUUCACCCUCCUUCUCCUCACCAACAUUCUUUCUGUUUUCCUUUGUUUUCUUUCCUAUCUUUUUCAUUUUAUUUUGUUCUGUUUGUUUGGGGUUUUUCAAUUUCUGCAUGGCAACUUUUCUUUUCAUCACUUCCUCUUUAUCAUCUGCAAGUUAAAACAUCUCCAGCUAUCAAAAAGAUAUCCAUUAACAGUAAAAAUAAACUUCAGUUGCAGCAACCAAUCACAGCACAAGUUUGCAACAAAAGAUUCUACAUCUGUUUGUGAAUUUGUUGCCUCCUCUUUCAUCUAUUUGAAGCUUGUUUUAAAUUAUUUUUAUCAAAUUAAAUUAUUUUAUUAAAUCCUAUCAACAAAAUAUACAACUUGCAAGAGGCACACCAUGUACCAGUAGUUUGUCACCAUGCCUUUUCCAUUGAUUUGGGAUUACAAUAUCCAUUUCUAUCCUUAAUUACCUCCAGGGCUCGACACUAGCCACACAUUGGUAGAAACACACAUGGUUUUCAAUCUCCACCAACCAGUCUAGCUAGUAAGCAAACUGAAAUUGUUGUAACAUCUAAGUUGACACUAACCACUUGGCUAGUAAGUUGAAAAGUUAGGGUCGAGCCCUGACCUUAAUCAUGACUUUUUCAAAAAGAUUUUAAGAAAAUGGAUUGUAUUUAAAGUAGGUGGCACCAUUUUCAUCAAUGUCAUGCUUCCAUGAUGAAAAACCGAGCCAUUUCGUAACAUUUCAGAGCUAAUUCUUUCAGAUUUGCAUAGAAAAGCAAAAUCAAACAACUUAGCUUCCUAUCACAAGAUGAUCAAAACAAAAAAAGUGCUUAGACUCACCACUUUCAAAAAUUAUUGUGCACAAGUAAAAGGUAUCCCCAUACUGUGCCUCUUUAAGGCCAUCUUCCCUUGUUCUAAAGUCGUCGUCAGUUUUGAUGUCCAAAAUACCGUCAUCUACAAACUGAACCAAGUAGUACACUGUACGAGCAGGAAAGAAACAUAAAUUAAAAGGAAGUUUUACAUAUUAAAAGGAGAGGUAAAUAGUAGGAACUGAAAGUAUUAUUUCAAAUAUGUGCUCCUAAAUUGUAAAAAUAUAAUGCCCUAAUUUUGACAUGAAGUCAUGUACAAACAAAUAGAGAGUUACUGUUUUGUGGUCUCUGGGGUCUCUCUUUUAAAUCACCCGCGGUGGUGUGCACACGUGGCCUGAAUUCGAAAAUGAGCGCGAAAGUUAUGAAUAGACAUUUCAAAUUGCAAAUCAACCACAAGAAAGCUAUAUAUAUUUCAUUUUCGCAUUGUGAAUAUAAUUUGAAAGAUAUUUUGGGCCGGAACAAUCGAUUUCAAAAAGACCUGCAAUCUGUUUCUGGAAUAUGUUUCACAACAAAUCGGAUUAAGACAGAAUCAACUGGUGAACGCGCAAUCGCUAUGCUCUGAUCGCUUUAAUUCACGGCGAAGUUAUGAACCCAAGGAUUAACAGUUAUAGGUUAUUGAAUUUAAGUGAUAAAAAUCCUUUUCGAAGGGCAAAUAGCGAAUUUCAAUCUACCCUAACGAUGUAAGCUUGAUAAUUUAUGCAAACACAUUCCGACGUGCUUUGAUUAAUUCACUGAUUUUAACAAAGAAUGGUAAUUCAGAGUUAACACAAAAGGUCACAAACCUUGAUCCUCCAAUCGUUUGGGAGCCUUGUUUGACCUUCUGGAGGUGAUACUACCUUUCCUUGACAUGGUUAGGGAACGAUAACUAUUUAAACACGGACUGUUGCUUCCACUGUAGCUUCCACUGUAGCUUCCACUGUAGCUUCCACUGUAGCUGAAUGACGGUUAGCUUGGGCCAACUUGACCUUUGGUACACGAAUUUCGCGCGCCUUUCUUAGAGAUGCGUGCGCAUCCAAUGAAGGGGCAUUGUGGGUCAUUCAUGUCACUGGGAUUAUUCAGGUCAGCGAUCGUAUUGAGCGAGUAUGGCGGACAACAAUGAGAAAGUCAGAGGUCCAUAUUUGCAAUAUUUGUCCGAUUCUUCCACGCGUAAUGUUCCGAGAACUACAAAAUAUAGAUGGGACAAGAAAGCUAAAUUAAUGAGCGAGAGAGAGGAGAGCUGUCCAGAAGAAAGUAGCUUAACAAAAAGUCCCAGUCCGAGUUGUCAAAGGAAUGAAGCAGUUCCCGGUAUCUCAACGUCGUCUUUCUCUCCGGACGAUUUUCAGUCGCCUGAACCAAACAAUAUUAAUGCAAAAAUGGAAGUUAACAGUUUUUCCAACAGUGGUGACGAAUUUGAGACUGAAAGAGUCGAAGAGCUGAUGUCGAUGAGUGACGAUCCAGCUCUAUUUACUGAUUUUGUCAGGGAAGACGAUCGUGAUAUUUCUUAUGCGGACGAUUUUCCAGAUGUUUUUGAAAUGUUAGGUGAGAAGGAAACUGAUGGGAAGAAUAGCGAUGAAGAGAGCGACAACGACAGUGAAUCAUCUGAUGAUAAUUCUAACCGACCUCUCUAUCCUGGAUGUCGUCUUUCACUUGGCAUAAGCAUGCUGCUAGUGGUCACGUUCUGCGUGAGGCAUGCUCUCUCCGGGGUCGCUCUUGCUGAUUUGCUCACUUUGAUUGAGCUGCAUUGCCUUUACCAAACCAGUGCGCGAAAUCGACAAAGCUACUCCGUGAGUUUUUCGGGAAAUUGAAGAGUCCUCUGGAACUUCAUUAUUACUGUUCGUUUUGCCAAGAAUACUUUGGAACACAAAACCAAGUUGCUGUUCAAAUGCCGCCUGCUUGUGCGACUUCGAAAAGAAAAGGUCUGAAUUAUGCUAUUUCAUUAUCAUACCUUUCAUUAACCAAUUACAAGCAAUAAUUCGAGGUAAGUUAACUUCAGUCUCCUUCCUUGCAAAAUGAAAGGCUUUUUAGUUAAAGUAUAUUGAAAUUGAAACUUAUGGAAAAUUGUGAUUUUCGUCUCGUCACCUUUUGGUAUAAGAAAGGGUUAUAGUUUUUGUCACAGUGUAUUUAAGAUAUAUAUAGAUUUUGAAUUUUUGUAUAAAUAAUGGAAGGUGUGAGGACUCUUGGGCAAAGUCUCCCCAUACAAAACUUUGCCAAUGAACUAACUUCCAGCAGCAACAUACUACUUUGAUUUAACAUUUCUUAUUCAGUAGUGUCAAUUUUAUUCAAAGGUAUGGGAGAUUCAGCACAUGAAAUACUACAUCAUCGUACGUCCAGGAAGAAGAAGUGCAAACACAGCAUUGAGGAUAUAUUUGAUGGUGAACUGUACAGGAACCACUUUGAUCCUAAAGGUUAUUUCCACGGGACAUCAACUGCUGCAAGAGGAAAGGAAAUCCACCUAUCCCUGAUGGUGAACACAGAUGGUGUUUCAAUCUUCCGUUCAUCUAACUAUAGCUUGUGGCCUGUGUACUUCGUCAUAAAUGAGUUGCCUCCAGAGAAGAGGUAUCAAAUUAUUUUAUUUAAUUUUUUUUUUAACCCUUUAACUCUCGUGAGUGACCAAGACAGAAUUUCUCCUUACAAUAUCCAUCCAAUCUCAACCAGAUAGGUGAUAAGAAUAAAGAAAAAAUAUCAAUUUGGGAUAAUAAGUCGAUCCAAUACUAACUUCUCUGAACUAACAUUACAAGAAUUGUAUGGUUGACAAUUAGGAGAAUUACAAAUUUGACUUGGGAGUUAAAGGGUUAAUUCUUUUAAUUGGACAGUUCAUUACAUGAGGAAGCCUGAAGGUAUGACUGCUUUUAAUAAAUGUCAUGCAUAAUAUCCUAUAGGAAGUCAACAAGAUGCUGUUUGAAAUCUUGAGGUAGUUUGGAAUGGUCAUUACCCAGGCAAUUAAUUCUUGAGGAAUCUAGACUACUGUACACCAGAAAAACAUUUAAUUACACCAGGUUUAACUGAAUGAAAAUAAGAAACAGGUAGUCACUAACUUGUUUUGUGCAAAUUUGAUGUUGAAAAAAAUUGAUUUGGCAGCUUCUAUGAAGAAAACAAAUUUAAGACAGUGACUAGAUGAAGAGCUUUAAAAACAUGUUUCAGCUUUGGUUUCAAUGGGUUUGAGUUUCUCUUUCAUUUUUUAUUUCAUAUCAAACUUUCAGGUAUUGCUUUGACUGAACUAAUUACACAAUUUGAAAAUGUAACAUUUUGACAGCAAAUCACAAUAGCUGUUCUCCUGCUCAUACUUUUAGGUUUAGCACCAAGUAUCGUCUCUUUGCUGGUCUGUGGUUUGGACGUAAGAAGCCAGAUUUCCGCACUUUUUUGCAGCCAUUUGUAAAUUCUCUUCAUGGUCUCUUUAAAGAAGGUACUUAACUUUUGCAUUAUUUUUUCUUUUCCCAUUGAGAUUCCAAAGUUAAAUUCCCUCUUAUUCUUUCCAAAGUAUUUCUAUUAUAAACUCAAUGGUCAUGCAUGAGUUACCAUUGAAGUGUUUAGAAUAAUAGACAUCUGUGGUUAUGAGAAUUUUAUAAGCAUGAUUUUAUCACACUCACUCAUUAAGUUGUUUUUAUUCCAGGUGAACAGGUAACUUUCUCUGAUGGAUCUUUGAGGAUUAUACGUUGUAUUCUUUUGUGUGGAAGUUUUGACGCUCCUGCAAAGUGUUUAUUUCAAAAUAUGUCGCAAUUCAAUGGGACAUAUGGAUGUCCAUAUUGUCUUCAUCCUGGUGAAACUGUGAAAACCAGUGAAAGAGGGCACACCAGGGCAUACCCCUUUCAUAUAAGAGGACAUCAAAAUGCAGAGGGAGGAAAACAAACAAAUUUAACUGCCAGGACAAUUGAGAAACGGACACAUGAACAGACACUGUUAUUUGCCAAAGAAGCUGAUAACCUGAAAGGCAGUGGUAAAGAUUCAGUAGUUAAAGGAGUGAAAGGGAUGACUUGGAGUAUGGUUUUACCAGGUUUUGAUAUCAUCAAUGGUGUAACAAUUGACUACAUGCAUUGUGUUUUGCUGGGCAUCACUAAAAUGUUGUUAACUUUAUGGACAGAAAAGUCAUAUUCCAGUAAUCCAUGGUAUCUUGGGUCAGAAAAUGUCAAGAAAUUGGAACAAAGAUACUUAGAUAUUAAGCCCCCAAAUGUCAUAACACGUACACCCAGAAGUCUGUUAAAGAAUCUUGCACAUUUUAAAGCAUCAGAACUGCGUUCUUUUCUUUUGUACUAUGCCCUUCCCUGUCUCUGGGGACUUCUAGAGGAAGUUUAUUUUCAGCACCUCGUGCUUCUGGUAGAUGCAAUCUAUUUACUCCUACAAGAUUCCAUUUCACCAAAUGAUGUAGAGAGUAGCUCAUCAAUGCUGUUACACUUCUGCACAAGGAUGGAGGCCCUGUAUGGUAGAAGGUAUGAGACAUACAAUGUGCACAUGCUGCUUCAUCUCCCAGAUUGUGUGAGACAUCUUGGUCCACUAUGGGGCACAUCAUGCUUCUGGUUUGAGGGCUAGAAUGGGGAUUUCUGUUUCAUGGUACACAGAAUUUUGACAUUCAAAUUACCCAUGCAGUUUGCAUUCAUCAGAAGAUACCCGAGCUAACCCCUCUGCUUCCUGCAGGAUCAGCAGCAAAGAGCUUCUACAAACAUCUUGUGGAAGGCUGUCCACUGCCCACUUGUAGAGAGGAAAUUGCAGAGAAGGUGUAUGCGAUAGGUAGCCUUCAAAGGCUUGAUUUAGAUCCACAAACCAGUGUAGUUGUUAAAAGAUCUACUUGGGGAAAUUUUAACUUCACAUAAAUUCAAGCGGCUCUGGAAACAUGGAACAAUGUUUCAGUGUAGUCAGUAUCAUGCAACUACAAAGAGAAAUAGCUAUACAGUUCAAUUUACCAAGAAUGGUACUUUAAAUUUUGGAGAGUUGCAGUUCUUUUUAAAGUGUUCUCAGCUUUGUGAACAUUCUGAUAGAAUUCAUUAUAUUGCCAUCUUGAAGCUGCUGGAGCCUAACCCAAAAAUUAGCCUUUCAAAGGAUAAGUUCACAAAUGCUAUGGUUAAUCACAUUGUUCCUGUUAAGAAAGCAAAAGGAGCAUUUGUUGCAGUUCCUGUCAUGGAUAUUAUUUCAAUGUGUGUUUCUGUCAACAUCAGUGAUUCUACAAAUGCUGAUUUUGUGUGUAAGCUUCCAAAUAGGUUUGAAAAGGACUAGGCAGUAGUUACAGGGCUCGACACUAACUUUUGAACUUACUAGCCUUGUGGUUAGUGAUAACUUAGACUUUACUAGCCAAAAAUUUUUUUUACUAGCUAAGUAAAUGAAUGAAUCGUGUCAGUUCUAAUUUUGUUGAAUGGGCCUCAUGUUUUCCUCACAUCAAAUCUCUAGGUCAACAAAUCACAAAGAAAAAUCUAGCAAUUUUCCCACAAAGACUUUCAGGACUCUGUUUUUCUUUGAGAUGUUCUUGGAAAAAUAUAGAGACCUGGAGACAUUGUAAAAACUGUUGAGACUUCUUCACAGACAGGCACCAUAGAAAUGUUUCAAAAGCAAAACAACAAAUCCUGGAAACCUUUGUUGGUGAAAUUUGAUGGCAAUAAAUGCCUGAUUUAAAUGUCAAAGGAGAUCAAUCCUUCUUAUCUAAUUAUUUCUGUAGUUGUAAACUUUGUCAGUAAGUAUACGAUGACAUGUGUUUUCACAGUUAAUGAAAUGUUAUCCCUUUACAGUGCUGCACGAAUUUGUGCAUGAUUUUAUUUGGAAGUUCAUGUUUUGUUCUACAUAUUUCACAAGAAAAUUGAUGUGUGCUUUCAGAAAAUGCUGUUAUGUCUGUCAAAUAUUUCUUUCAACAUAAUAACAUGUUCAGUUACCUGUUUAGGGGCCACACAGUGAAAAGUAAACAGACUUUUUUUUAAUACAGAUGUAAAUUUGCAAUGGUGCUGAACAUCACGUGCCUAGUGACAUGAUAGAUCCACAAAGACUGCGAGAAAAGUGUUUGUGUUUGUCUUCUUUGAAGAAAGACAGAAACUAGUUUGGUCAAAUUUAGUUUGUUUACUAGCCAGUGUCUAGUGGAAAAUAAUUGAAAACCACUAGCCAAAACUGAAUUUUUAAUAGUCUGUGGCUUGUUGGCUUCUGUUAGUGUCAAGCUUUGCAGUUACAAUGACUUCAAAGAAUAUGUAUGUAAAUGAGCCGUGCAGACCUGUGUGUGUGGAUGGUAUUUUCAAAGUUGAAAGCUAAUAUACAGUGUAAUAUAAUUCUUCUGAGAAGAUAACUUUGCUGUGCAGGCUUUUUUGGUUUUUAGUACAGUAUACCUGUAAACCAGCCAAUCUGAUUGUGUAAAUGUAUAUGAUCUUAUCGACUGAAGCCUAAUUAGUACCUUUUUAGUAUAGUUAUUUCCUGCUACUCUCAUUUGUGUGAGACAUUAAAGUAAUUAUGAUCUUUAUCAACUGAAGCAUCAGUACUUUUUCAGUAGAGUUAUUUCCCACUUAAUCAGACCUGAACUUGAUUUACAUUUGUGUCAAACAUUUAAAGUAUACUUGUACCCUACAUCAACAACAAAGAAAAUGAUUUUCACUUGAGCAGUAUACUUAAAGUGUACUUGUACCCUACAUCAACAACAAAGAAAAUGAUUUUCACUCGAGCAGUAUACUUAAAGUAUACUUGUACCCUACAUCAACAACAAAGAAAACGAUUUUCACUCGAGCAGUAUACUUAAAGUGUACUUCAAAAAUGGUACUGCAGAUGUACUUAAGUAAGUGCAGUACUAUUGAAGUAUUAUUGAAGUAUGAUUGCAGUAUAACCACUAUUGACGCAGUAUACUUGUAGUAUACUUAAAGUAUACUUCAAGGCUAUCUUUUUUGGUAAGGGAUAUUAUCAUGGCACUUUAUUUCUUAAGGGGGCUUAAAACUGUAGAGAAGAAGCCCUACAGUGCAAUACAAGCUGUUAUAAGUUGAUAUUGGCCAUAAUUGUUCCUCAGGCCGUCCCCAUGGAAAAUAAAGCUAGAAAUUCAAGAUUCUCAGCAUCAGCACAUCAUGACAAUCAAUGGACCAUGCUGUCCUUGUGGCUGUUCAGACAUUGAGUUCCCUGUGAGUCCUAGUAACAUAAAUUGAGGACACAUAUUUAUUUGCACUGCAAUUGUUAAAAGAAAUACAAAUGCUGAUUUCUCUAAAGGUAUAAGUGUUUAUAUGGUGCCCACAAGAGUAACAGAAGUGGUUAUUUAGUAUUCAAAAGAUCUGAUCUUCUUAACCCUUUAAAACCCACAAUCUGAGCAAUAAUUUUCCCACAGAGCAGUAUGCAACCCAUUGUAAAGUUGUUAGGAGAAUUUGUGUUUAAACAAAAUAUCAGUGAACUGAUGUGAUUGUUAAUAAUCACCAUUCCAUUGCUAUAAAAGGUAUUAAAAUUGUGCAAUAGCUUGAGCUGGUUACCUGUCAACAACCUCUGGGAGAAAAAAAAUUAAAUUGCUUCUUUCUCAACAUGCAGGUUUUUUCAGCUGACGGAAGCAGUGAAAUUGGAAUGAUAACCAAACAGUGGACCGGAUGUACCCGAGAGACAUUCACUGAUGCAGCAAACUUUGGCAUCCAAUGUAAUGAGUUUUUGAUAAGUGUUAUGCAGUAAUUAAUAUCAGUGACACACAUUUCUGCAGCAGCAGUCAGUGUCAUAUUUUGACAGUUGAAUAUUUAGUGAAUAAAUUUUUCCAAACACUAUUUGAUCUUAUAAAGAUGAAACAAUUUUUAAUAGAAAAAAUCCGAGCCCCAGAUGGGACUUGAACCCACGACCCUCCGUGAUCUAGUCGGAUGCUCUAACCACUGAGCUACUGGAUCUACUAUUUGAUCUGAUUGUUUUAUUCCAACUUUAGUCCCUUUAGAUUUGGAGAUCAAGUUCAAAGCCAUUUUACUGGGAGCAGUCUUCCUUGUUGUAAGUUCAUUUUAACCCUUUAAUUCUCAGAAGUGAUCGACAUGAAACUUCUCCCCAUAAUAUCCUAACAUGAACCAGCAAAUAGGUAAUGAGAAUAUUAAAACUUAUCAAGUAGAAUUUUUUAUCUUGAUCUAGCACCAAAUUCUCAUUACUACUUCACAAAGAAAUUUGUAACAGUUUAAGGGGAGAAAUAAUAAUUUGAUCUUGGGAGUUAAAGGGUUAAAUAUCUUAUUUGAAAUAAGUACAGACACUCAUGCUGAUUGAACAAUAAGUCAAUUAAGGAUAAAUUGCAUGACCAAAACUCACCUUAAAGCAGUUUUUUUCUUUUUCUGGACUUAAGAAGUGUACAGUUUAAGGCACAAGAGUAAACAGACCAGAUUUUGUGAUUGAUUCAGGUAGCCAAUCAGCUAAUGCAAGCAGCUAAAUGUAUUAUUUAGAGGUGUGAUGUUCAAAUCAUAAUUUUCAUUUGUCCUUUUUUUUCUUGAGCAUAAUGAAAGAAUAACUUUGGUUUUGAAAAACAUGGAAGGAAUUUCUAUGGAAUAAGAUGCCUGGUUUUGCAGUCAUUUGAUGGAAUCAUCUAAUAGCUUUUCUGUUGUUGGUACUUACAGGAUUUCAUGUUCUUUGAACGUGGCAGCUAAAUAUGAACAGAGGACUGUUUAUUCAACAUUUCAAGGAUGGAAGGAACAGGAUUUGCCUCAAAAUCUUUACAAAUAUCGAAUUAUUUCAGAGCUCUUUGUUUUCUAUUUAAAUGACAAAAUAUGGAUGAAUAUUUGGUUUUCUUGAAGUUUCUCUGGCAUGGUGAUGCACUUGAACAGAAUGUAUUUUCAAGGUUCUUUUGAUCCAUUAUGCUUGUAACAAAUAAUUUUAAGAGUGGUCACUGAAAACUAUUUACUGCUUUGAUUUUAGCAACAAUAUUGAUAAACCACUUUGUACAAACAGGAAAACACUUUGUUUUAACAAAAAUGUCAUUUUUUUCACCACCAAAGUCAACUUUCAUAUUAUAUGAUUUGGGAUGUAUUUAAAAGCAAAGAUUUUUGUGCUGGCCUUUGAGGGUCAAUAAUUUUUUUCAUUUAUUUCAAGAGAG